UAUUUUAUGGCUAGGAAGCAAUCAAUUUGGCAGACCUUAAAAACGACUUGCACCAUUUUUCACUUUUCACCUUUUUACAUUUUCGCAUUCAAUUUUAAUUAGUGCGUAUCUUGCGUAUAAGAAUACAAGUGAAGUGCGUUUUCCAGUUUGUUCCAAGACCAUCUAUAGAGUUUGUUUGGUGAAACUUUAAACCCAACUUAUUGAUGGAGAUGGAUACGAGUUGUUUGCAAGCUGUGAUCAUUUUUUAGUCCUGCCGAAUCUGAGUUGUUUUGCAAGACUUGAACGUUUGAGGCUGCUUUCUCGGAGAACUGGUCCAAUAGAAAGCCACAAUGCCUCCAUCGUCGGGAGAGCUAUGGGGCUACAGUUUUAUGCCAGAUAGCAGUACUGUCUACUGCUUGAUGCCAACUGGCAUCCUGAUCCCACUUGUAGCUCGACGAGACAAGCCUCUCUUCAAGCUGAAAGAUGACCUGUGGAAGCUGGCCAAGAACGCCCAAGAGUACCCGUUUGGGCACAUGCUAGGCGAGCCGAGCCAGUACAUCUUCCAGGGCAUCACCCAGGACGGCGCGCACGAGGACUUUUACGAUGAGACGCGGCGUUUUUGUGACCUGCGGCUGCUCGAGCCGUACCUGCAGGUUCGCGAGCCGCACGGUAACAAGGACGAAGAGAUGUUCAACCAGUCGCUCAGUGCUAUCGGCGUCCAGGUGCGCAAACUGGACGAGAUGCGUGACCCGGAAGUGGUCGACUUUCGCGUCAGCAUGCUGAGGAUCUGCAAGAAGGCCAUCGACUUCCGAGAGCUGAAUCCCAACGCCCGGCUGCAGUUUAUGCAUCCGGCCGACCUGGACAGCUCGCCGCAGCUGGCGCCCAACCUGCACGAGAAAAUCGCCAAAAGCCGCGAGAUGACCGUCAGUGUGUCGGGCAUGGACAACCCCACACUGGAUAUCACCAUCACCAAAGACGAGUAUAACAACCUGUACCCGGAGGGACUCAUUGUUAAGGUGUGGCAGCGCACCUACAACCAGGUGUACCGAAUGACGGAUACCAAGAGCCUCCACUCUGCGCAACAGCAGCGCGACAAAUACCUGCUCAAGGUGGCCGGAAAGGAGAUGUACUUCACCGCCAGCAAGCCGCUGUUCCAGUACAGGUACAUCCGCUCGUGUAUCGCCAAGGACAUGAAGCCCUACCUGGUGAUGCUGUCUCGUGAGGCGGUCUCUGCGGCCAUACCCGUCAGCGGCCACCUGGAGCCGAUGUACGCGCGUCGAGCGGGAGCCAGCCAGGAGGCGGGUGCGCCGCGCGACUCGAUCGACCUGUUUACCGUCAGCGAUCCGUUCAGGAUGACUGUGUGCGGCGUGCAGUAUCUGAACGUGUCCCAUGUGGACAGGUUUUACGUGAAGGUCGGCCUGUACCUGGGAGCCACGGCUCUCUGUCAGCUCGAGGAGACGCAACCGGUUAGCGGCGACCAGGUGCCGCGCUGGAACAAAACCAUCGAGUUCGAGACUCUCGUCCAGGACCUGCCGCUCUCCGGCCGACUCUGUAUGGGCGUCGUCGGCGUGUCAAAACGGAAGAAGAAGGAGGAGCACUUUCUGCUGGCCUGGGUGAACCUGGCACUGUUCGACUACCGCCGCCAGCUGCUCUCCGGGAAAAAGAAGCUCACCCUCUGGCCUGUCUCCAAGGGGGACUACCCCAACGAGAAGCUCUGUCCCCUGAAGCCAGUCGGCCCCAACCCGGUGCAGGAUCAGAACGUGGCCUGGCUGGAGGUGGAGCUGCCCUCGUAUCUGAAGCCGGUCGAGUUUCCGUCCGACCAGCGCGUGUACGAGCUGGGGGCGCUGGUUGAGGAGCGGUCACCGCCCGAACUCAAGAUCACCGGUCUGAUCUCGGAGAAGAUCCGCGAGGUGGCCGGCCGGGACCCGCUCUCCGACAUCGCCAUGCAGGACGCCGAGCUGCUGAGCUGCUACCGGCGCUACUGCUGCAGUCAGGUGCCCAACGCCCUGCCCAAGCUGCUCGACGCCGUCAAAUGGGAGUCGCGGACCGACGUGGCCAGGUUUCACCUUCUGCUGCGCGACUGGCCAUGUGUGAACGUCGAGGUGGCACUGGAGCUGCUCAGCUGUAACCACAGGGACCAGAAGGUGCGGGACUUCGCCGUCCGCUGUCUCAACGAACUGCUCACCGACGACAAACUCUCACAGUACCUGAUCCAACUGGUGCACGCGCUCCAUCACGAGCUGCACCUGGACAACGAGCUGACCAGGUUCAUCCUGGACCGGGCGCUGCGAAACAAAAACAUCGGACACUUCCUCUUCUGGCACCUGCGGACCGAGUAUCAGUCUGCUAGCACGAGUCAGCGGUUUGACCUCAUCCUUGAGGCGUUCUGCCGUGGGCUCGGCAAGGAGCACAUCAAAACGCUCAACAAGAAAGUGCAGUGCCUCGACAAGAUCUUCCGGAUAUCACAGAGUCUCAAGGACAGGAAGGAGGAUGGUCCGAAGGAGCGCCACCGUCACCUGUGUGAGCGUAUGAAGGAGACUGACUACCUGGAGAGUCUGCAGAACAUUCCGUCGCCGCUAUCACCGCAGGUGUUGCUCGGAGAGAUUCUGGUGGAUGAGUCUCGGAUCAUGGAGUCGGCUCGGCGCCCGCUGUGGCUCAUGUGGACCAACCCCGAUCAGACCGUACAGCAUAUCGACGACCAGCUCAUCAGGGCGCAGGUCGAAAAGAACGCCAUCAUCUUCAAAUAUGGAGACGACCUACGGCAGGACAUGCUGACCCUGCAGGUGAUCAAGAUCAUGGACCACACCUGGGACCAGGAGGGGCUCGACCUGCGGAUGAUGCCCUACAGCUGCCUCGCCACCGGCAGUAUGAUGGGUAUGAUCGAGGUGGUGCGUAACGCCAAGACGGUGUACCGGAUUCAGCGCGAGGCCAGCAAACUGGCCGCCAUCCAGGUGGACUCGUCGCAGCUGCACAAGUGGAUCCGUGAUCAGAACCAGGGCGCCCUGUAUGACGCCGCCGUCGACACGUUCACACGGUCGUGCGCCGGCUACUGCGUGGCCACGUUUGUGCUGGGAAUCGGAGACAGGCACCCGGAUAACAUCAUGGUCAACCACCGCGGGCAGAUCUUCCACAUAGACUUCGGCCACUUCCUGGGGCACUUCAAGAAGAAGUUCGGUAUCAGUCGCGAGCGCGUGCCAUUCGUGCUGACGGACGACUUCCUGAGGGUGAUCGCCGGCGGCGCCGACAACCCCAAGAAGAGCAAGGCCUUCCAGGCUUUCCAGGAGCUGUGCGGCAAGGCCUACCUGGCGCUGCGGAAGCACAGCCACCUCUUCAUCACCCUGUUCACCAUGAUGCUGUCCACGGGCAUCACCGAACUGCAGUGUGCUGAGGACGUCAACUACCUGCGGAAGACGCUACAAGUGGAAAGUGACGAGAAGGACGCACUCCAGUACUUCCAAAACCAGUUCAACGAGGCAUACGGCGGCGCGUGGACCACCAAGCUCGACUGGUUCUUCCACUCUGUGAAGCACAUGUAGGUGCGUCUGGACAGCGACCGCGGCGGGCUGGACUGUUGGACCGUCCGGAGCAGGCAUUUAGCAAUAUACGCGGCAGCGGAGGGGCGAACUGUGAGGUACGAGCGCCGCCAGUGGGCCUCACACGUGCCGGUGCUCGGGAGGGGCGUAUUUAUUGCGUGCGAGCACCACUCAUUGUAGUAGUCAUUUGCGCGACAGCGAGUCAUUGCCAGAGUUAUCACUCGGGUGUGGGUGAGAGUGAGCCUGUGAGUGUGUGCGAGUUAGGUGGCCGGUGAUAACUGUGGAUGGUCACUCAGAGUGAAGUUGUUUUAGACAGUGUGUGUGCGGUUGUCGCCGUUAUCUCUUUUUGCAAACCGAUACCAUGUACUGCUCUCGCCCAUGUGUGAAUAUGCCCGUGUGUAUGUAUGUCUGUGCGCAUGUGUGGUCGAGUCGCCGGUGCGUCCUUUACAGGCGCGUCUGGCGCGGCGGCAGUCGUGUUUUACCUCUGAGCCGGCGCCGCGCCAGGAGCGAGUGCGUCAUCCCUCAUCCCGCGCGUGCCACCCAGUGGUCGCCGCCUGCCUAUUUCAGUGCAAACGGGCCCCGGCGGCGGCCGGGCCGUCCAUAAUAAAUACAUUGUCGUACAGAGAAA
Molecule: messenger RNA, 4140 nt
Organism: Amphibalanus amphitrite
Lineage: Eukaryota; Metazoa; Arthropoda; Thecostraca; Balanomorpha; Balanidae
Product: phosphatidylinositol 4,5-bisphosphate 3-kinase catalytic subunit alpha isoform-like
Exons: 22
Coding region: 330-3515 (1061 amino acids)
Biological process (GO): phosphatidylinositol-3-phosphate biosynthetic process; phosphatidylinositol-mediated signaling; phosphatidylinositol 3-kinase/protein kinase B signal transduction
Cellular component (GO): cytoplasm; phosphatidylinositol 3-kinase complex; plasma membrane
Molecular function (GO): 1-phosphatidylinositol-4-phosphate 3-kinase activity; 1-phosphatidylinositol-3-kinase activity
Source: RefSeq, a predicted model, not a curated record